UCACCAGCACAACUACUAGUGAUGAAGGACUUAACUACCCGUUUAAUGAACGCUUCAACUGAUCAGAAUGAAUGAACACAGUCAGAUAACACGAGCAGCUGCUGGCCGAGCCCAUCAUCUGUAAUUGUGUUCACAUGACAAACAGAAUCACACAGGAAACCAGAGAGAAGAAACUUCCUCUUUCAGACGCUGCUAAAGCAAAGGCAGGGCUGAAGAACGACAGAAGUGUGUCUGUCUGCUCAUCAUCAUCAUCAUCACAGACGCCGGUAUGAUCAGGUUUGUUUUGGUUCUGCUGUGUAUGUCGCUGGUCUGUUCUGAGAUCAGACGUCUGACUGAUCAGUGGAUGGCUUGGAAAUCUCAACACAACAAGACCUACAGAAACACAAGAGAGGAGCGUCACAGGAGAGGCGUUUGGGAGCAGAAUCUUCUGGAUAUUGUGAAACAUAAUGAGGAGAUGGCCGUCGGUCUGCACUCAUACACACUGGGACUGAACCAGCUCAGUGACAUGACUGCAGAUGAGGUUAAUCAGUUGAAUGGUUUACUGGAGGAAGAUUUUCCCGAUGUCAACAUAACAUUCACUCCAUCACACCAGCCCCCCCCACCGCGAGUCAACUGGACGGAGCACGGGAUGGUCAGUCCUGUCCAGAACCAGGGCCCGUGUGGCUCGUGCUGGGCGUUCAGUGCCGUCGGUGCUCUGGAGGGUCAGAUGAAGAGGAGAACCGGUUCUCUGGUCCCUUUGAGUCCGCAGAACCUGCUGGACUGCAGUGUGAGUCUGGGGAACCGCGGCUGCAGAGGCGGAUAUCUGAGCCGAGCUUUUCUCUACAUCAUCCAGAACAACGGCAUUGACUCCAACAACUUCUACCCAUAUGAACACAAGCAGGGUGUGUGUCGAUACUCUGUGACGGGAAGAUCUGGAUAUUGCUCAGGUUUCAGGAUUCUUCCGCGUCACAAUGAGGUGGCGCUGCAGUACGCCGUUGCUAAUAUCGGACCUGUGUCUGUCGGUGUCAACGCCAAACUUGCUUCCUUCCACAGAUACAGAGGCGGAAUCUACAGCGAUCUGAAGUGCAGCUCUGGACUGAUCAAUCAUGCGGUUCUAAUUGUGGGUUAUGGCUCAGAAAAAGGACAAGACUACUGGCUGGUGAAAAACAGCUGGGGAACAGCAUGGGGUGAAAACGGCUUCAUCCGCCUGGCAAGAAAUAAAAACAUGUGUGGAAUAUCCAGCUUCGCCAUUUACCCCACCAUCUCAUCCGACCGCAUCUGAUCUUCCUUCUGAGACACUGGAGCAGUAAAUAUCUUACUGAAUAUGCAUUGAUUUUCUUUAGUUUCCAUCACAGCCCAUACCCAUAACAAAACCAAAGAGCACACCUUUACAAUAACCAUUUGCAAUUGAUAUUAUUGAAAAUAAUGUUGAUAGUGCUUUAAUAUUUGUACUUUAGGGGGAGGAGCAUUCUCAUUCAAGAGAGCAUUUGAUUGGACAAAAAUGUCAAUACUGUGAUCAAUAUUUUUCCAAGCAUAUUAUUAAACAUCAAAAUUAGAGAUCCAUUGUAUUUAAUAAAUUAAAAUGCAACAUAUAAAAUAAAAUAAAGAUAAAUGUAAAAACUAUAUGACAAUUAUUAAAUCAUAAAAAUGUGUUACGUCUUUAUGUAAUUAGAGAUUCAGUGUUUUAUCCUGAAAAAUAAGUCUCACGUUUGAUUAAAAUGAUUAAAAUAAGCA
Onychostoma macrolepis is the source of this 1713-nucleotide messenger RNA. RefSeq names its product cathepsin S, ortholog 1 (gene ctss1). The coding region runs from base 269 to 1261 and encodes 330 amino acids. Gene Ontology annotation, cellular component: lysosome. NCBI's taxonomy places the organism in Eukaryota, Metazoa, Chordata, Actinopteri, Cypriniformes, Cyprinidae. Gene Ontology annotation, molecular function: cysteine-type endopeptidase activity. The record is from RefSeq and is a predicted model, not a curated record. Gene Ontology annotation, biological process: immune response. The transcript has 8 exons.